Molecule: messenger RNA, 1204 nt
Organism: Hibiscus syriacus
Lineage: Eukaryota; Viridiplantae; Streptophyta; Magnoliopsida; Malvales; Malvaceae
Product: DCN1-like protein 2
Exons: 11
Coding region: 190-933 (247 amino acids)
Biological process (GO): protein neddylation; positive regulation of ubiquitin-protein transferase activity
Cellular component (GO): ubiquitin ligase complex
Molecular function (GO): ubiquitin-like protein binding; cullin family protein binding; ubiquitin conjugating enzyme binding
Source: RefSeq, a predicted model, not a curated record
UCUCUUCGCAAUUGUUUAUUUAAGUGGUUAAAAAAAACGCAAUGGAAAAAGAAGGAAGAAAUUGAAGGGGGAAAUCCUGCGAUUUCUUUCUUCUCGCUGUCUCUGGAGCGAAGUGCGACAUCUUCGAACAUACACUCCCAAUUUGCUGACGAUUUUAGGGCUCUUUAAUUUUCUACGCUAAACCCCAAUAUGCAUAAGCUGGGCAGAGAUCAUCGGGAUAAAGUCCUGCAAUUCAUGGAAGUAACUGAAGCGAGUGAAAAACUUGCUCUUCGAGCUUUGAAGGCAAGUGAUUGGCGUAUUGAUGGAGCUUUCCAUUAUUUCUUUUGCCAAUCUCAUAAUGAAAGUUAUACUGACACUACACGUUUGGAAGAGCUUUAUAAUAGAUAUAAAGAUCCUGACAGUGAUAUGAUACUAGUUGAUGGUAUUACUCUUCUAUGCAAUGACCUCCAGGUGGACCCCCAAGAUAUUGUUAUGUUAGUCGUUUCAUGGCACAUGAAGGCAUCUACCAUGUGUGAAUAUUCCGAAGAGGAGUUUUUCAUUGGGUUGCAGGCACUAGGGAUAGAUUCUGUGGAGAAGUUUCGUGAAAAGAUACCAUUUAUGCGAUCUGAGCUGAAAGAUGAACAAAAGUUUCGCGAGAUAUAUAACUUUGCAUUUGGCUGGGCAAAAGAAAAGGGUCAGAAAUCUUUGGCAUUGGAUACUGCAAUUGGUAUGUGGCAAUUGCUGUUUGCUGAGAAGCAGUGGCCAUUGGUUGACCAUUGGUGCCAGUUUUUAAAGGCCCGACAUAAUAAAGCAAUCUCUAAGGACACGUGGUCUCAACUUUUGGAGUUUGCUAGAACGAUAGACCCUGCACUGUCAAACUACGAUGCCGAAGGUGCAUGGCCCUAUCUUAUAGAUGAAUUUGUGGAAUACUUGAAAGAGAAUGGCAUCUUUUAAAAAGGGCUGCUGGUUGGUGGACAUGGGCGUGGAAUUUUCAAGAUCCAUGUUGUUAGUGUUGUUUAUGUCGCGAUGCCAACAUGGAAGUAAUUAUUUGAUUUUUCUGAAAAUAAGAUGCAAAGCACCUUGUGUGGUUUAAAGCAUUUUCUAUAAAUUACUCGAUCGUGUUUAUAUUUUUAUUUUUCGGGUCCAAUGGGGAUAAGAAAGCGUGUUGGACUUGGGAUUGCAUUUGUUAUUUGGACUUUAAUCUUAAUUAUGAAUUUUAAUUUAA